Vicia faba (fava bean) is the source of this 885-nucleotide messenger RNA. Lineage: Eukaryota; Viridiplantae; Streptophyta; Magnoliopsida; Fabales; Fabaceae. The record is from the annotation of a GenBank genome assembly.
AUGGUGGAUGUCUUAGGACUAACAAGGGAUUUUGAAAGCCCAAUCGAUAUAGUUGUGAAGCGGCCCAUCAUUCCGCAGCCUCUUUGUUCUUGUGAAGCGGCCCAUCAUUCCGCUGCCUCUGUUCUUUGUGAAAUUGGCACUCAUCUCAACUCUCCGGCAACCGUCAUUCGUCGCAGAAGGAAGGAAUCUGGUUUACCUCAACGGAAGCGACAAAAAGUGUCGGAGCCGGUGUUGACAGAUGAAGAGCGUUUACUCUUUAACCUAAUACGGAGCAGGGAAAACAUAGGGAUAUGGACUGGAGAUAUGAAAAGAGAAACAAACCUUCCUACUACUGUGGUCAAUAAAUCCCUGAAGACACUUAUAGCCAAGAAUAUGAUAAAGGAAGUUACUACUAUUCAAAACAAAGGUAGAAAGCACUACAUGGCAAAAGAAUUUAUGCCUUCCGAGGAAAUCACUGGUGGUCAUUUUUAUAGUGAUGGGAAACUUCAUGUCAAUUAUAUUAACAGUCUAAAAGACGCGUGCUUGAAAUGCAUUUUCAUGCAGAAAGUUUCCACAUGUGAUGGAUGUGUGGAGUGGAUUAAAAGGAGCAGCGGGGUCUUUAAUACUAAAGUCACAACAAAACAAAUGGAAGAGAUUUUGCAAACUUUGGUUUUGGAUGAUGUGAUCACGCAGAUGAUAAGUACUGGAUAUGGCGAGUUUUCAUCUAUUACUGUUGGUAAAACCUGUUACAUAAGCAAAAGCAAAGGCGGAGUUAGAGGGGAAAAGAAGACUGCUGACAUGACUUCCUUUCCAUGUUUUUCUUGUCAAAGAAUGAGCUUUUGUUCACUAGAUGGCACUAUCUCUCCAGCAACAUGUGUCUAUUAUCAGAAAUGGUUAGAUUUCUGA